Terrapene triunguis (Three-toed box turtle) is the source of this 931-nucleotide messenger RNA. Its product is annotated as vacuolar protein sorting-associated protein 26C-like. The transcript has 8 exons. NCBI's taxonomy places the organism in Eukaryota, Metazoa, Chordata, Testudines, Emydidae. The record is from RefSeq and is a predicted model, not a curated record. Gene Ontology annotation, cellular component: endosome. Gene Ontology annotation, biological process: intracellular protein transport. The coding region runs from base 25 to 918 and encodes 297 amino acids.
GUGAUCGGGCUGGGACGCGGCGCGAUGGGGACCGCUCUGGACAUCAAGAUCAAACGGGCCAACAAGGUCUAUCUCUGCGGGGAAGUUCUUUCUGGAGUGGUGGUCAUAACGAGUAAGGAUGCAGUCCAACACCAGGGUGUCUCCUUAACGAUGGAAGGAUCAGUAAAUCUGCAGCUCAGUGCCAAAAGCGUUGGUGUGUUUGAAGCUUUCUAUAACUCUGUUAAGCCUAUUCAAGUUAUCAACAGUACCAUAGAAAUGGUAAAACCAGGAAAACUUCCCAGUGGCAAAACAGAAAUUCCUUUUGAGUUUCCAUUGCAUAUGAAGGGCAACAAAGUUCUAUACGAGACAUAUCAUGGUGUGUUUGUCAAUAUUCAGUAUACCCUUCGGUGUGAUAUGCGACGUUCUCUACUGGCCAAGGACCUGACUAAGACUUGUGAAUUCAUUGUCCACUCACCACCUCAGAAAGGGAAGUUGAUGCCAAGCCCAGUGGACUUCACAAUUACACCUGAAACCUUACAGAAUGUUAAAGAGAGAGCCUCGCUCCCAAAAUUUUUCAUCAAAGGUCAUCUCAACUCGACUAACUGCAUCAUUACACAACCACUAACAGGGGAGUUGAUGGUGGAGAAUGCAGAAGCUGCAGUCAAAAGUAUUGAGCUGCAGUUAGUACGUGUGGAAACUUGUGGUUGUGCUGAAGGUUAUGCUAGAGAUGCUACAGAGAUUCAGAAUAUUCAGAUUGCUGAUGGGGAUGUCUGCAGAAGCUUGUCUAUUCCAAUAUACAUGAUAUUUCCCAGGCUGUUCACCUGCCCUACACUGGAAACUACAAAUUUCAAAGUUGAGUUUGAAGUUAACAUUGUUGUCCUCCUGCAUGAUGAUCACCUCAUCACAGAAAAUUUCCCACUGAAGCUCUGCAGGGUGUGAAUAUCCAGGAGAA